AACCGGGGUGGUUUGUCUUUGCAGAAUAUCCGUGCAUUUGCAAGGUUGUCGCUAAUAAAACCUUUUAAUCAGGUUAUUUUUAAAUGCCAUAUUAAUCGAAUAUUAAUGAAUAUUUAAUAUGUCCCGUAUUUAUUGCUGUCGUCGGCACAAAGCGAUAGAAAGGAGAUACAAUUAUUUAUCAAUUAUUUAAAAUACUAUAAUUCAAUUUAUACAUUUUCCACAGUCAAAGCUUUAAACAUGGAAGUAAAACUUUGAUUAGCUCUCUCAUAGACGUUGUAAUGGCACAGAAAUACAGAUCGGUUUUUCUCAGAUCAGUGCAGCAUGUGUUGAGGAGUUCACAUAGAGAAGUGUGUGUGUAUAACAGAAGAUUAUUGUCUGCAAACAACCACAUCUGCUUUAUAAAACCAACUCAAACUCCAAGAUUAUUAGCAUGUGCUCAUACCUUCAAUAGAAACAGCUCUAGUCACACUUCAGAUCAAAGCAGUUUUUCUUUGAGAAGCCACACAUGUGGAGAACUGUGUUCCAGUCAUAUAGAUGAAGAAGUUACUCUAUGUGGCUGGAUACAGUAUUUGAGACAGGAUCUUUUUGUGAUCUUGAGAGACUUCAGUGGAUUGGUGCAAAUUCUUAUCCCACAGGAUGAGUCUGAAUUGAAGAAUGCUUUUCUUGGCCUCACAGUGGAGUCGGUCAUUAUGGUGAAAGGAAAGGUUCGGCGUAGACCAGAGGGACAGGAAAAUAAGAAAAUGUUCACAGGAGAAAUUGAAGUCUGUGCUGAAAGUAUGGAAGUGUUGAAUACCUGCCGAAAACUGCCUUUUGAAAUAAAAGACUUUGUCAAGAAAUCAGAAGCCCUCCGGAUGCAGUACCGCUAUCUUGAUCUUCGGUCAUCCAUGAUGCAGUACAAUUUAAGACUACGGUCACAAAUGAUGAUGAAAAUGAGGGAUUACCUUUGCAAUUUGCACGGUUUUGUGGAUGUGGAAACACCAACUUUGUUUAAAAGAACACCUGGGGGUGCCAAAGAGUUUGUGGUGCCAUCUGGAGACCCUGGAAAGUUCUACUCUCUUCCACAGAGCCCGCAGCAAUUCAAACAGCUCCUCAUGGUGGCAGGCAUAGACCGGUACUUUCAGCUCGCUCGCUGUUACAGAGACGAAGGCUCCAAACCCGACAGACAGCCCGAAUUCACACAGGUGGAUAUUGAGAUGUCCUUUGUAGACCAAGCUGGUAUCAUGAGUUUGAUCGAAGGCUUGCUUCAGUACUCCUGGCCAGAAGACAAAGGGCCGAUUAACGUUCCCUUUCCCUCCAUGACCUAUGAGGAGGCUAUGAGAGACUUCGGGGUGGACAAACCGGACACAAGAUUUGGAAUGAAGCUCGUGGAUGUCACAGCGGCUUUCCAAGGCACACAGAUCGAAUUCAUCAAGGAUGCGCUACUUAAACCGGCAGGCUGCGUUCAGGCCAUCUGUAUCCCAGAGGGAACGAAACACCUGAGGGCCAAAGACUUCGAGUUCCUGAAAGAAGCAGUCAGGACACAGUAUGGUCAGGAGGUGAGCGUGGCUUUGGUGAGGGCAGAUGGUUCAAUGAAAUCCCCUCUCAGCCGACUGCUCUCGGAUUCGGCCAGACAACAGCUGCUCCAGAUGGCCCGGGCCAACGCUGGAGACUUGAUCUUCAUCACAGCCGGACCCCGGGAGAACACGCGCCCUCUCCUUGGGAAACUGAGACUUCAGUGUGCAGAGCUGCUUGAGAGCUACGGCGUGCCUGUUCGUGACCCCACCGUCUUUCACUUCCUGUGGGUGGUCGACUUUCCCCUUUUCGUACCCAAAGAGGAUAACCCAGAGAUGCUGGAGUCUGCCCAUCAUCCCUUCACCGCCCCAGUACCCGAGGAUACCCAUCUGCUGUACAACAAUCCCCAAAAGGUGCGAGGCCAGCAUUACGACUUGGUUCUGAAUGGCUGUGAGAUCGGUGGAGGCUCCAUUCGCAUCCACAAUGCCUCUCAGCAGCUGUACGUCCUGGAGUCGAUCCUCAAGGAAGACCCUUCCCUUUUGGCCCAUCUGUUGGAGGCUCUGGAGUCCGGGGCUCCUCCGCACGGUGGUAUCGCGUUAGGGCUGGAUCGACUGAUCUCCAUCAUUGUAGGAGCUCCCAGUAUAAGAGACGUCAUUGCUUUUCCAAAAUCGUUCAGAGGCCACGACCUCAUGAGUCACGCUCCAGACUUUGUCUCCGAAGAUGACUUGAAGCCCUACCAUAUAUCAGUGAUCUGGCCCAACGUGGAUACAAAGGGUCAGCGGGAUAAUUAAGCUCUUAAACCGUUGAUAUGAGUAUGAUGUUCAUGAUUUCCGUGGGGACCAUGUGCUCGCCAUUUAUGCUUGUACCUGCUUGUGGGCUUUUUCAUUGGUGUAGACAAAUCAGAAGUCAACAGAUCGAUCAAACAUCCUCAUCAAAGCUGUAUUUAGUGUUUUCAAGUGUAAAUCUUUUAAAUUAAAAUCUUUCAAAUCUCUAAAGCAGCUGUCCUGGCAUUUUACACCACCCUUCAGAUUGCGUUACCCUUGCAUUGUUGUGUUUAAGGGUUAGGUUAAGUGGAGCUUAUUCUUAUGUUUUUAGGGAGGUAGCAAAAUCUGACUGGGUAGCACAAAUCGUCCAUCCCACUAGUGGAUAUUGAGAGUGCCUGAGUAUUUCAGUAGGGGGCAGUGUUGUUCCACUGCAACUGUUUGCACUGAUUUCCCCCCUUCAGAUGCCUUGCAGCGUAGGCAUAGCAUAUCUUGCAUUCUUCCACAUACCGAAUAAAGCUAUAUUUCAGUUUUCCUCAGCGAUGCCUUAUCUGCAAAACCAGAGGCUCAUUUUUCAUGCCCGGGUACAUCUACUCAUUACAAUCCGGUGUUAUUUUAAAGCAGACCUUUGCUUCGGAGCAAAAAAACGGCCACCCGGCUGUAAACACAGUGUUGUGUGUGUGCGACACACAGCUUUUGCUGUUUUUCCUAAUGAUAAGUUAAGUACGCACUCGCCGCUUGUUUACACGACCGGGUUUACUUUGAAGUACCUGCCCACGUCUGACAGUGAUGCAGGUAGAUGUUUAUAUUAAUGCUUUACAGAAAAAUGCACACUGUCAGAAAAAAAUGGCCCUAAGCUGUCAAAAGGGCAGGACAAUUUUAAAAGGUCUUAAAGGGACACUCCACUUUUUUUUGAAAAUAUGCUCAUUUUCCUGCUUCUCUAGAGUUAAACAUAUGAUUUUUACAGUUUUGGAAUCCAUUCAGCGGAUCUCCAGGUCUGGGGGUACCACUUUUAGCAUAGCUUAGCAUAAUCCAUUGAAUCUGAUUAGACCA
Messenger RNA from Misgurnus anguillicaudatus (oriental weatherfish), 3305 nucleotides. RefSeq names its product aspartyl-tRNA synthetase 2, mitochondrial (gene dars2). Gene Ontology annotation, molecular function: aspartate-tRNA ligase activity; nucleic acid binding; ATP binding. Gene Ontology annotation, biological process: aspartyl-tRNA aminoacylation. Gene Ontology annotation, cellular component: mitochondrion; cytoplasm. NCBI's taxonomy places the organism in Eukaryota, Metazoa, Chordata, Actinopteri, Cypriniformes, Cobitidae. The record is from RefSeq and is a predicted model, not a curated record.